Messenger RNA from Cucurbitaria berberidis CBS 394.84, 1648 nucleotides. RefSeq lists its product as uncharacterized. NCBI's taxonomy places the organism in Eukaryota, Fungi, Ascomycota, Dothideomycetes, Pleosporales, Cucurbitariaceae. The record is from RefSeq and is a predicted model, not a curated record. The transcript has 3 exons. Bases 20 to 1396 code for a protein of 458 amino acids.
UAGCCAACCCUACGCUACCAUGGAGGCCCCAAUAAUACUUCCAAGCACACGGCUCUUCAUCGGGCCUAGCCAUGAGCUAUUCGGCUUUGACAGGAUAUGGGUGAGCAUUUUCGAAGGCCGUCACCGUGUCCUUGGCAGGAAUGGGGAUGAUACACAGGACUUGAAGCUCCUCACGCGCAUUCUCGAAGACGCUAACCCAAAACACGCGCGCAUUUCUCUUUGGUUCUAUUUGACAGACAGAGAUGUGCGUUCUGCAUUCAUGCCAUCCGACGAAUAUCAUUACACUCCUCAUCCACAUACAGCGCUGAAUGGGCAAACUCCUUUGGUCUGGACAGUCGACUUUGAUCAGAACCGCAUCUUCUACGACCGAGAUGGCAUGCAUUUGGUCCACUACUUCAGAUUACCCGACGAACGCCCUCUGCGACUUCGACAGUUCCGGCAUUAUAUUCCAUCCCAGCCUUAUGCUCCUAUGCAACUUCCCAUGACAGCAGCAAACCCAUCAACGUCAAAAUUUAAAAGGAUCUCAGCACCACGAAACACGAUCCCGCCCCAGCUCUUCGACUUCGUGUAUCGCCUUGCACAUGAUUAUGAGGUCAAUUGGCGAACUAGCAAGUUCACAACCGAGAGCUACGGGUUACAGCAGCUUGCUAACGGCAUCCUGAGCUGCUUUACAUUGAACUUCAGAACGCAGGAAAUUUUCCCCGCAGAGAGAAAUGUGUCUCUUUUCCGAUUCCCUGUGGAUGUAGGGAACCUUUUACGCUGGCGUACUUGGCCUUCGCCCCCUGUAGUGUCUACAGUCAGCGUAGGAGACACACACAUCCUGCUCACUGAACGAAUAGAUGAAGCCAUGACACUUGUGAAUGAGCAUUUCGCGAGUGUUUGCAAAAGCCUCUAUUUACGUGCGCAUGGGCGGGCAACUGACCAUGUGAAAACCCAUGGGUGGCCGUGCUUCCACUCAGAUACCGAUGGGUGUACUACGCAGUAUAUCGUCACCACGAUCCGGGAGAUCCAGUAUUUUAGAAAGACCUGCGAAACCGUCUCGCGCACACGCGUUUCGCCCUUCUUCAACGGCCCAGGUCCGCCAUCAAGGAUCGGCGUGCGCUGGAUGUUGAACGCCAUUCAUGGACAUGCGUAUCCUAUGUGUACACCAAUCCAUAAAUUGCCUAUCGAGCUGCAAUAUACGAUACUGGACUUUACUUCGGCCGGAAGUUACAUGGACCGCGCUAUGUAUGCGGGCGUGUUGGGCAUUGGAGAUUCUUUCGACUGGAAAUUAGGCACACUACCACUCAAGCUUUGCCAGCUAAGUAGGAAAAGAACGUUGGAUAAUAAAAGAUCCGAGCAUCAAGUACUGUUCUGGGAUGAAUACGUUGCAAUGUCGUAUCAAGUGAAGGUUUAGCAAAACGGCCAUUAACCGCACGUCGAAUGACGCUCUUGGAAAGUUGUUCUCUUUCUAGUUCCAAUAUGGCAAAAUGGACGACGUAUAAUGGCUAGAUCUUAGAUGUCCUUGAGCAUAUAAAGCAAAAAGUCCAGCCCGGGUAGGUUCAAGUAGCAUAAUUUCACGAGGGGAUGAUCAAUUUACAGUUGCCGCUCUGACAUUUUUUCACGCCGCCUCUAGGCCUGCUUCUAGCAUCUCGGAGAUUGCCUCAAU